Molecule: messenger RNA, 2087 nt
Organism: Aspergillus brunneoviolaceus CBS 621.78
Lineage: Eukaryota; Fungi; Ascomycota; Eurotiomycetes; Eurotiales; Aspergillaceae
Product: putative choline transport protein Ctr
Exons: 3
Coding region: 454-2049 (531 amino acids)
Biological process (GO): transmembrane transport
Cellular component (GO): membrane
Molecular function (GO): transmembrane transporter activity
Source: RefSeq, a predicted model, not a curated record
CUUUUGUUGUUGAUAGCUUGAGAGAACCACGCAACCCAAAACGCAGAUUGAAUUCUGUAAAACUUCCCUUGUUGUAUCGCCGUAUCGUCAAUCAGAGCCCUAUCAAGCAAUCAAUCCGUCUGCGACAGAUUCAACUCAUCAGCCCUUGCCACGGUCUCGCCUUUCCGGUAUCGACACCCCCUUUGCGACUGUUUUGAAGGAACGGAAUCUUUGCCACCCGCAGCAAUUUCCUCGGCCGAGAUCCUAUCGGAAAUUCACAAGCCCCAUGCAACAGUGGUUUUGGAAGAAUUGACUCUUCAUCAAAGCCUCCUUCUAGGACAAUUAUCAUUCCCACGCGAUCAUCUUGCGGCUACGGCAACCGUUGACCGACCCCUCGAGCGAUUGCCCUUUGCGACAACAUCACGUGCCUGAUAUAUUCUACGCUGACCCCAAUUGCUUCAAGUGUCUGGUACAAUGAGCGACCUCGAUUUAGAGAAGAAGCCCAGCACCGGGCAGGUGAUGCCUAGGAGCGAGUCUGCAUCCGGAUCCGAAGAUGCGGACGCUCUUAAGCUGGCCGAGAUGGGCUACACUCAGGACUUGCAGCGCAAUUUCUCGGUGCUUUCCCUGGUCGGAAUUGCCUUCUGCAUGUCCAACUCGUGGUUCGGUAUCUCUGCAUCUUUGAUCACGGGUAUCAGCUCCGGAGGCACGGUCAUCAUCAUUUACGGCCUGUUGUGGAUCACCUUCAUUUCGUGCUGUGUGGGAUCCUCCCUCUCGGAAUUGGCCAGUGCCAUGCCCAACGCGGGUGGGCAGUACUUCUGGGCCGAUCAACUGGCUCCUAAGAAGUACGCUCGUUUCGCAUCCUACGUGACCGGCUGGUUCGGCUACGCGGGUGCCAUCUUUGCGAGUGCCAGUGUGGCCCUCAGUCUGGGAUCUGGUGUGGUGGGCAUGUGGGAGCUGGGCCAUCCCUCAUUUGUUCCCAAACCUUGGCACACCGUUGUAGCGUACGAGCUCAUCAACCUCUUUUGUUACCUGUUCAACUGCUGGGGUAAAUUUCUCCCUGCGGUCGCCAAGGCCACGCUGUACAUCUCGCUGCUCUCGUUCUUCGUGAUUUUGGUGACCGUACCCGCGUGCGCCAAACCCCACGCCAGCGCCUCGUUCGUUUUUGGUCACUUCGUCAACUCGACCGGGUGGAAGUCGGACGGGAUCGCGUUCAUUGUCGGCUUGAUCAACCCCAACUGGAUCUUCGCGUGUCUGGACUCGGCGACGCACCUGGCGGAGGAAGUGCCGCAGCCGGAACGCAACAUCCCGAUCGCCAUCAUGGCCACGGUGGGCAUCGGUUUUGUGACCUCGUGGUUCUACUGCGUGGCCAUGUUCUUCAGCAUCCAGGACCUGGACGCGCUGCUCAACUCGUCCACGGGCGUCCCCAUUUUGGAGUUGUAUUACCAGGCGUUGAGCAACAAGGCGGGCGCCAUUGUGCUGGAGACCCUCCUGAUCGUCACGGGUAUGGGAUGCCUCAUUGCCUGCCACACCUGGCAGUCGCGGCUGGCGUGGGCGUUCGCGCGCGAUCGUGGCGUGCCCUGCCAUCAGUGGCUGUCGACCGUCAACGUGAAGCUGGACGUGCCCAUGUGGUCGCACUUUGCGAGCUCGCUGAUUGUCGCCCUGCUGGGUCUGCUCUACCUCGGCUCCUCCACUGCGUUCAACAGUAUGGUCACCGCCUGUAUCGCGCUGCUGUACAUCUCGUACUCGGUGCCUGUAAUCUGCAUGCUGUACCGCGGUCGCGACAACAUCAAGCACGGUCCCUUCUGGUUGGGCAAGUGGGGGUUGGCCGCCAACUACAUCACCUUGGCCUGGACCCUGUUCUGUCUGGUCAUGUACUCGUUCCCUGCCACCAUGCCGGUGAACACUGGAAAUAUGAACUAUGUGUCCGCCGUCUACGGCGUCAUCAUCUUCAUCAUCCUCGUUGACUGGUUCGCCCGUGGUCGCAAAUCCUUCCGUGGUAGCCAGAGUUGUGUCGAGGACGCCACCACCACCACCACCACCAACACCACCACCACCGGCCACGCACACUAAGCCUGAGCCGCCAUCACUUUUACCUCUUGCUUCCUGCU